This is a messenger RNA of Marchantia polymorpha subsp. ruderalis, 974 nucleotides long. The record is from the annotation of a GenBank genome assembly. Lineage: Eukaryota; Viridiplantae; Streptophyta; Marchantiopsida; Marchantiales; Marchantiaceae.
CUGACCAUGGGCAAGUUUCAUCAGUGUUGAAGUAUAAACGAAGCACAUUCUCACGUCUACUCACAACUGCACUCACAUCACAGGCUCAGGAUACAUCCCUCUAUUCUCGGCAUCCCAAAGCGUAAGCAAAGAAUCUGUCCUGCCAUGGCUUUCACCGGAUCGAAGCCUCCUUCCGUUCUGGGCGUUGCAUAUUUGGUGGGAAUUAUUCUUCUGCACACAGGGAGCUGGAGAGCGGACGCUGCUCCACUGGUGAUCAACAGCGAGAGCUACAUAGUCCGAUACCAAAGCGCGACUUGCGAUAGCACUGGAAGACUAGUUUUCUCGGGUGCAGAUUCUCCAAUCGUUCUCAGCUCCACACCUAAUUUACAGGUUCAGACAAGCACUGUGAACUCCAUGCGUUAUCAGGACAUCUGGAACCAGAAUCUCAUAACUGAUAAUCCUCCACGUUAUCAAAUUCUACAGGUCGGCGAAGGGGAAGAACCUUCACAAAACUGCAUGUUCGUAGAUGCCGACGCCGGCGCUGGCAGUAUCCUAACCGUCGAUGUCUGCUCGUCGUCCUCCACCACCUUCCAACAGUUCGAGUAUUCCCUGGCUACGAGCGCAACCGGAUGCGAGUCCGGCAACGAAAACGGCUUCGCCGUGCAAAUAAAACCUGCAGCUGUAGUGGACAUCGGCGGCGAUCUUUGCUUCUCUGCAUCCAGCAGCGCCGGUGUCACUGUCACUCUCCAGACUUGCAACUCGGCUGACGAAAGCCAGCUAUUCUUCAUUAAUGUUCCAUCUAUCACGACUCAGCCUUGAGAAGCUGAGUGCUCAUCGAUCGAAAGUCGUCUUCUAGAUGAUUGGCUGAACCGAGAGAAGAGUGAUUUCCUUAGAUGAUUAGACUGUUUUUGGGUGGGACUGUCACCUCAAUGUGUUCAUCAGUUAAUACAAAGGUUCUAAUUUUAAAGAUGCAACUGAGUCGUUUAUUAAUCUCA